Messenger RNA from Chaetura pelagica (chimney swift), 1499 nucleotides. It is a transcript of the gene ERGIC1, whose product is annotated as endoplasmic reticulum-golgi intermediate compartment (ERGIC) 1. NCBI's taxonomy places the organism in Eukaryota, Metazoa, Chordata, Aves, Apodiformes, Apodidae. Gene Ontology annotation, cellular component: COPII-coated ER to Golgi transport vesicle; endoplasmic reticulum membrane; endoplasmic reticulum. Bases 1 to 867 code for a protein of 288 amino acids. Gene Ontology annotation, biological process: endoplasmic reticulum to Golgi vesicle-mediated transport; retrograde vesicle-mediated transport, Golgi to endoplasmic reticulum. The record is from RefSeq and is a predicted model, not a curated record. The transcript is spliced from 10 exons.
AUGGGCACAGGCAGGUUUGACAUCUACAGGAAGGUGCCAAAAGACCUUACACAGCCAACCUACACAGGGGCUAUUAUCUCUGUCUGCUGCUGUCUCUUCAUACUGUUUCUCUUCCUGUCUGAGCUCACCGGAUUCAUAGCCACUGAAAUAGUUAAUGAGCUCUAUGUGGAUGACCCUGACAAAGACAGUGGAGGUAAAAUAGAAGUGAACCUGAACAUCAGUUUGCCAAACCUGCAUUGUGAAUUAGUUGGAUUAGACAUCCAAGAUGAAAUGGGAAGGCACGAAGUGGGUCAUAUUGACAACUCAAUGAAGAUACCUCUCAAUAAUGGAGAUGGCUGCAGGUUUGAGGGCCAUUUCAGCAUCAACAAGGUCCCUGGUAACUUUCAUGUAUCAACGCACAGUGCCACUGCGCAGCCGCAGAAUCCUGACAUGACUCAUGUCAUCCACAAGCUCUCAUUUGGGGACAAGUUACAGGUCCAUAACGUUCAUGGAGCAUUCAAUGCCUUGGAGGGAGCAGACAAACUCAGCUCAAAUCCUCUUGCAUCUCACGAUUACAUACUGAAGAUUGUCCCGACCGUGUACGAAGACAUGAGCGGCAAGCAGCGAUACUCCUACCAAUACACUGUAGCAAAUAAGGAGUAUGUAGCCUACAGCCACACGGGCCGCAUCAUCCCAGCCAUCUGGUUUCGUUAUGAUUUGAGCCCCAUCACAGUGAAAUACACAGAGAGGCGACAGCCUUUGUACAGGUUUAUCACGUCGAUAUGUGCCAUCAUUGGAGGAACAUUUACUGUAGCUGGGAUCCUUGACUCCUGCAUUUUCACAGCAUCAGAGGCCUGGAAGAAGAUCCAGCUGGGGAAAAUGCAGUAGCAGUGAAACUCUACCCUAGUCUCCAAGGACAGGAGCAAAGAUUGAGAAAUCUACCACUACCUGUUUUUGUCUUUAUUUUCUAUUUGAUUGAAUCAGUAAGUUUUUCUCUAAUCAGGCUGUUCUCAGUGAAGAUGUCUUCAACAAAUCAAAGAAAUCUCCAUGCAUUUCAGAGCUCUGAGAGUGAAAAUUCAGUGGAAGUAGGGCAUGGAUUUCAAUUCUCUCCCCCCAGAAAGAGAGGUUGGAAUUCCAUCUAUGAAAUACACUGUCAGGUCUAAGUAAGGAUGACAGUCUGUUCUCUUGAAAGGUUCCUAUGGCAGUACACAAACUAGGUAGUAGAUUGCAAAGAGUUGAGCUGUAUUGUGGCACUUUUUUUGGAAUUCUGUUGUAUUUGCAUGAUUAGACAAUCGACUUUUGUAUAAGGCAAAAAUUAUACAUUAGGAAGAAAUUCCACCUGUGGUGCCAAAAAGGUGAUAUAUCUGUUGGGGAGGAAUGGAAAGUGUUAGUCCCCGUAGCAAACUUGAGAGACAGAAGGCAGAAAUAACAUCAAUAACUAUUUUGUGCUUGUAUUGAAAGUUCUUUUGUUCAGAUAUGACCUUUCUAAUGAAAUAAGCAAACAAGAAGAGAAAGCCUUC